This is a messenger RNA of Rhinolophus ferrumequinum (greater horseshoe bat), 2442 nucleotides long. RefSeq names its product transporter 1, ATP binding cassette subfamily B member (gene TAP1). The record is from RefSeq and is a predicted model, not a curated record. The transcript has 11 exons. Gene Ontology annotation, molecular function: ATP hydrolysis activity; ATP binding; ABC-type oligopeptide transporter activity. NCBI's taxonomy places the organism in Eukaryota, Metazoa, Chordata, Mammalia, Chiroptera, Rhinolophidae. Gene Ontology annotation, biological process: transmembrane transport; peptide transport. The coding region runs from base 190 to 2442 and encodes 750 amino acids. Gene Ontology annotation, cellular component: membrane.
CGCUUCUAGCCAGCACCGCGGGCUCUGCCGGCUCCCGGGGCUUUCCGAGAGCGCCGCCCGCCCGCCCCCUCGCGCCCUGCCCGGCCGCUGGUCCCCGCGCGCUCGGGACAGACUCCCACAGCACCCAGAGCCUCGGGCCCAGCGGGGACCGCCGAGAGUCCCAGGCCCGGGCGCGACCCCCGCCCGCCCAUGGCAAGCUCAGCGCCCCCCGCUCCGUGCGGGUGCCACUGCCUCUCCCGAGCUUUCCUCGCGUGGCUGGGGUCAACGCUGCUGCUUCUCGCCGACUGGGUGCUGCUCCGGCCGGCGCUGCCCGGAAUGUCAUCCCUGCUGGUGCCCGCCGCGCUGCCGUUGCUCAGGGUCUGGGUAGUAGGCCUGAGCCGCUGGGCAGUGCUGUGGCUGGGGGCCCGUGGGGUCCUCAGGGCAACAGUUGGCACCAAGAGUGAAAGCAAAGAAGUCCAGGGAUGGCUGGCUGCUUUGGAGCCACUGGCGGCGGCGCUGGGCUUGGCUCUGCCAGGACUUGCCUUGUUCCGAGAGCUGGGCUCGUGGGGGUUCUCCACGGACAAUGACAGCACCAGGCUACUACACUGGGGAAGUCGCCUGGACGCCUUCGUCCUCAGCUACGCAGCGGCACUGCCCGCAGCCGCCCUGUGGCAUAAGCUCCGGAGCCUUUGGAUGCUGGGAGGUCACAGGGGUUCUGGAGACGCGGUGCGUCGGCUUCUAGGCUGCCUGGGCUCAGAGAUACGUCGCCUCCCGUUCAUUCUGGUCCUGUUGGUCCUCUCCUGCCUUGGUGAGAUGGCCAUUCCCUUCUUCACCGGCCGCCUUACUGACUGGAUUCUCCAAGAUGAGGCAGCAGCUGCCUUCACCCGAAACAUAACUCUCAUGUGCAUUCUCACCAUAGCCAGUGCAGUGCUUGAGUUCAUGGCUGAUGGGAUCUAUAACUGCACCAUGGGCCGCGUGCACAGUCACCUGCAGGGAGAGGUGUUUCGGGCUGUCCUGCGCCAGGAAACAGAGUUUUUCCAACAGAACCAAACAGGUGCCAUCACAUCUCGAGUAACAGAGGACACGUCCACCUUGAGUGAGUCUCUGAGUGAGGAGCUGAGCCUAUUGCUGUGGUACCUGGUGCGGGGGCUGUGUCUCUUGGGGCUCAUGCUCUGGGGGUCACUGUCCCUCACCAUGGUCACCCUCAUCUCCCUGCCUCUGCUUUUCCUUCUGCCUAAGAAGCUGGGAAAAUGGUACCAGGUGCUGGCAGUACAGGUGCGGGAAUCUCUGGCAAAGUCCAGCCAGGUGGCCAUUGAAGUCCUGUCAGCUAUGCCUACAGUCCGGAGCUUUGCCAACGAGGAGGCUGAGGCCCAGAAGUUUAGGCAAAAGCUGCAGGAAAUGGAGACACUCAACCAGAAGGAGGCCCUGGCCUAUGCAGUCAACCUCUGGACCACUAGUAUCUCAGGGAUGCUGCUGAAGGUGGGAAUCCUAUACAUUGGUGGGCAGCUGGUGACCAAUGGGGCUGUCAGCAGUGGGAACCUUGUCACGUUUGUUCUCUACCAGAUCCAGUUCACCACAGCUGUUGAGGUACUACUCUCCAGCUAUCCCAGGGUGCAGAAGGCUGUGGGCUCCUCAGAGAAAAUAUUUGAGUAUCUGGACCGGAUCCCUUGCUGCCCAGCCAGUGGUGUGUUGACUUCUUCAAAGCUGGAGGGCGUCGUUCAGUUCCAAGAUGUCUCCUUUGCCUACCCAAACCAUCCAGAUGUCCUCGUGCUGCAGGGGCUGACCUUCACCCUACGCCCUGGCGAAGUGACGGCACUGGUUGGGCCCAAUGGGUCUGGGAAGAGCACGGUGGUUGCCCUGCUGCAGAAUCUGUACCAGCCCACUGGGGGGAAGCUGCUGCUGGAUGGGGAGCCCCUUCCCCAAUAUGAACACUGCUACCUGCACCAACAGGUGGCUGCAGUGGGACAAGAGCCACAGCUGUUUGGAAGAAGUUUCAGAGAAAAUAUUGUGUACGGCCUGAUCCAGAAGCCAACCAUGGAGGAAAUCACAGCUGCUGCGAUGGAGUCUGGAGCCCAUAGUUUCAUCUCUGAACUCCCGCAGGGUUAUGAUACAGAGGUAGGUGAGGCUGGGAGCCAGCUAUCAGGGGGCCAGCGACAGGCAGUGGCCUUGGCUCGAGCACUGAUCCGGAAACCACGUGUCCUCAUCCUGGAUGAUGCUACCAGCGCCCUGGAUGCAAACAGCCAGUUACGGGUGGAACGGAUCCUGUAUGAAAACCCUGAGCGGUGCUCUCGGUCUGUGCUUCUCAUCACCCAGCGUCUUAACUUGGUGGAGCGGGCUGACCACAUCCUCUUUCUGGAAGGAGGCACCAUCUGUGAGGCGGGAACCCACCAGCAGCUCAUGAAAAAUAGGGGACACUAUUGGACCAUGGUGCAGGCUCCUGGUGGGUUGGGUGCUCCCGAAUGA